GGCACUUUAAAUCCCCGAGGAUGUUGACACAUGUGGACCAACAGUGACAUCCUUUUCCAGCAAUGCUGUCUUUACUCCCUCCUGCAUUCAGAAGCAUCUAGAGAGAUAUUUUGCAGAAGGGAUCCUCGAUGCAUUUCCCUGCCAUUAUUUAGGGAGCCUUCACUAAAAUCUUCUGGAUUGUGUUUCUGAGGGGACGGAAGGUUUCGGUGUCCAAAAUGCUCAUAAAGGAAUAUCGGAUCCCUCUCCCGAUGAGCGUGGAGGAAUAUCGGAUCGCCCAGCUCUACAUGAUCCAGAAAAAGAGCAGAGAGGAGACAUGUGGGGAAGGCAGCGGGGUGGAGAUCCUGGAGAACAGGCCCUACGUGGACGGGCCAGGAGGCAACGGGCAGUACACUCACAAGGUGUAUCACAUCGGCAUGCACAUCCCCAGCUGGUUCCGCUCCAUCCUGCCCAAGGCGGCUCUGCGAGUCGAAGAGGAGUCGUGGAAUGCUUAUCCUUACACAAGGACCAGGUACACGUGUCCUUUCGUGGAGAAGUUCUCUAUCGAUAUUGAGACGUACUACAAAACCGAUCCAGGAGACCACGGCAACGUGUUCAACCUUUCUCCUGCAGAAAAAAGGCAAACUAUUUUAGAUCCUAUUGAUAUUGUUAAGGAUCCCAUCCCUCCACAUGAAUACAAAGCUGAGGAGGAUCCAAAGCUGUAUAAAUCAGUGAAGACUAAAAGAGGGCCCCUCUCAGAAGAUUGGAUUCAGGAGUACAAGAACAACCCUGGGAAAUACCCCAUCAUGUGUGCAUACAAACUGUGUAAAGUGGAGUUCAGAUACUGGGGGAUGCAGUCAAAGAUCGAGCGGUUUAUCCACGAUGUUGGCCUGCGGAAGGUGAUGGUGCGAGCCCACCGGCAGGCGUGGUGCUGGCAGGACGAGUGGUACGGGCUCACCAUCGAGGACAUCCGGCGGCUGGAGAAGGAGGCCCAGCUGAUGCUGGCCCAGAAGAUGGCCCAGUUCUGCAGCGAAAGUGACCCCGAGCAGCACGGUGUCAAGGACACCCCUGGGGAGAAGGAGGUGGAAGCCAACACAGUUUCAUCUGCUGACACUGAGGAUUCUGCUGCCAACAGCGAGCCAGCCUCUGGGAGGUCGCUCACCAAGCAGUGGUCAACCUCUUCCAAGUCCUCACGGUCUUCAAAGAGGGGAGCAAGCCCCUCGCGCCAUAGUAUCUCCGAGUGGAGGAUGCAGAGCAUUGCCAGGGAUUCAGAUGACAGCUCAGAUGAUGAAUUCUUUGAUGCACAUGAGGACUUGUCUGACAAUGAGGAAAUGUUCCCGAAAGAAAUAACCAAAUGGAGUUCCAAUGAUCUGAUGGAUAAAAUUGAAACCCCCGAAUGCGAUGAUGUCCAGGGUGACUUGUACCAGGAGACAUCAGCAGAGUACCACGUUGGCUCCAGCGUGGAGAGGCUCAGCAUCAUCGAAGAUGAAUCGGUGCAGCCAUUAAUGCAACCCAGUAAAAUCCACGUCCUCCUCUUGGUGCUGCACGGAGGGAACAUCCUGGACUCAGGAAGUGGUGACCAGAGCUCCAAGCAAGGGGAUGUCAACACCAUCACGACAGUGUUUGACACAGUGAUGAGGGUGCAUUACCCAGCUGCUCUUGGCCACAUUGCCAUCAAGCUUGUCCCCUGCCCGGCCAUCUGCUCCGAAGCAUUUUCCCUGGUGUCCAGCCUCAGCCCGUACAGUUAUGAUGAAGGCUGCCUGUCCAACAGCCAGGAUCACAUUCCCCUCGCUGCACUCCCUCUGUUGGCAACAUCCUCCCCUCAGUACCAAGAAGCAGUGGCCACAGUCAUUGUCAGAGCCAACCAGGCCUACAGUGAGUUCAUCAGAUCCCAGGAGGGCACAUCAUUCAAUGGCCAGGUCUGCUUGGUAGGGGACUGUGUUGGAGGAAUCCUGGGAUUUGAUGCCUUAUGCUACAGCAAUCAGACCGUGUCCGAGAGCCAGAACAGCAGCCGGCGAGGAAGCGUUGUGAGUGUCCAGGAUACGGACCUUCUGUCUCCUGGAAUAACGGUGAACAACAGCUAUUGUUCCGGUGGCUCUAAUCUGGAAGCCAGCAGACACCUCAGCAGGAGCAACAUUGACAUUCCUCGUAGCAACGGAGAAGAUCCAAAGAAGCAGCUGCCACGGAAAAGGAGUGAUUCAUCAACCUACGAACUGGACACGAUAAAGCAGCAUCAAGCCUUUCUCUCAAGUUUACAUUCCAGUGUCCUGAGAAACGACCCCAGCUCCAGGCGAUCGAGUAGUUCCACAAUGUUGGAUGGAGGAAAUAUUGGGAAGUUCGAAUUUGAGAUCACAGACUUCUUCCUCUUUGGUUCUCCCUUGGGCCUGGUUCUUGCCCUGCGAAAAACUGUAAUUCCUGCUCUUGACAUCUUUCAGCUCAGACCAGCUUGUCAGCAGGUCUAUAACCUGUUCCACCCUGCAGACCCAUCUGCUUCACGCCUCGAGCCUCUUCUGGAGAAGAAGUUCUACCUUUUGCCCCCCUUUAAUAUUCCCCGGUACCAGAGGUUCCCACUGGGCGAUGGCAAUUCUGCUGUUUUGGUUGAGACAAUCCAGAACAAUCCCAUCCUCCUCAUGGAAAGUAGCCCUCUGGGUGCUCUCCAGCACCAGGACAGCUUCAUGGAAACAAGUAUCCCCGUUCCCGUACUGAAUUGGCAAGAUGUUCCCAAUAAAAGUGCUGGUUUUGCUGAGUCAGAUGUUGUUCAGUCUCAUGGUGCCGUCUUCGUGGAAAACGCGUCCCUGUCCACCCCCAUUUCAGCCCCUCAGUUCAGGGGCUUCCGGAGAGCCAGUGAGAUCAGCAUUGCCAGCCAGGUCUCAGGAAUGGCAGACAGUUACACUGCUUCCAACAUAGCCAACAUUGCUGCCAAGUGGUGGGGAACCAAACGGAUCGACUACGCCCUGUACUGCCCCGACGCCCUGACGGCUUUCCCAACAGUGGCCUUGCCUCACCUCUUCCAUGCAAGCUACUGGGAGUCCACAGACGUCGUCUCCUUCCUGCUCAGACAGGUGAUGAGACACGAGAACUCGAGCGUUCUGGAGCUGGAUGGGAAGGAGGUGUCUGUGUUCACCCCCUCCAAGCCCCGGGAGAAGUGGCUCCGCAAGAGGACACACGUGAAGCUCCGGAACGUCACAGCCAACCACAGGAUAAACGACACCAUCGCUAACGAAGAUGGGCCCCAGACCCUGACGGGGAGGUUCAUGUACGGCCCGUUGGACAUGGUCACGCUCACGGGAGAGAAGGUGGACAUUCACAUCAUGACCCAGCCGCCCUCGGGAGAGUGGGUUUACUUUGACACAGAGAUCAGCAACAGCAGUGGCAGGAUUUCCUACGUCAUCCCCGAGAACCGGCGCCUGGGCAUCGGCGUGUACCCCGUCAAGAUGGUGGUUAGGGGUGACCACACGUUUGCAGACAGCUACAUCACGGUCCUGCCCAAGGGGACGGAGUUCGUGGUGUUCAGCAUCGACGGCUCCUUCGCAGCCAGCGUGUCCAUCAUGGGCAGCGACCCCAAAGUCCGGGCUGGAGCAGUGGAUGUUGUAAGGCACUGGCAAGACCUCGGCUACCUCAUUAUCUAUGUCACAGGCCGCCCUGACAUGCAGAAGCAGAGGGUGGUAGCAUGGUUAGCACAGCACAACUUCCCCCACGGGAUCGUCUCCUUCUGCGAUGGGCUCGUCCACGACCCGCUGCGGCACAAGGCCAACUUCCUGAAAUCCCUCAUCACCGACCUCCACAUGAGGAUCCACGCGGCGUACGGAUCCACGAAGGACAUCUCCGUGUACAGCUCCAUCGGCCUCCCGCCCACGCACAUCUACAUCGUUGGCAGGCCCACCAAGAAGCUGCAGAGCCAGUGUCAGUUCAUCACGGAGGGUUACGCGGCCCACCUGGCGCAGCUGGAGUACAACCACCGCGCGCGCCCCGCCAAGAACACCACGCGCAUGGCCCUGCGCAAGGGCAGCUUCGGGCUGCCCAGCCAGGCCGAGUUCCUGCGCAAGAGGAACCACCUGCUCCGCACCAUCUCCUCCCAGCCUUCGGCCGGCGGCCACCGCCCCGAGCGCACCCAGAGCCAGUCCGACAGCGACAAGGACAGGGACAGGGAGCGCAGCCAGCGGAGCAUGAGCAUCGCCACGGGGUGCUGGGGCCGGAGCGCCGCGUCCCGGCUGGAGUCUGGCCUCUUGGGGCAGAAGUAGCCAGGCCAGAGCCAGGAUUGACAGCUGCAGCCACCGGAGGAGAAAACAAAAGGAAAGAGGGACGAGGUCGCCGUUUCGGGCUGGAAGGGUAAAUAUGGUGCUACUCCAAUAACAUCGUGGUGUUCUGGGAAGAGACGGGAUGUUUCCCGCGCAGAACGUGCAGGCCUUGCAGCGAGAGCGUCGGGUUUGUGCAGCAGGAGCCCAAGGAACAGCUGGAAAUCGGGGAGGUGAUGUCUCCAGAUCAAGAGGGCGCUCUCUCCUGCCUCCUUCUCUUAUCCAGGUUUAGUGACUGUAAAUACGUGCCUCCUCGCCUUGUUAGCCAUCGCUCCGAUCCGCGCGACCGAGUGCUGUCCUCAGAGCCACACAGCAGGGCGUGGGGCUGGGCAACCUUGUCCUUGGCUGUGCCAGGAGUCAGACUGAGGGGCUCUGCCAGCACGGGGCAGGCUGGGGGUCGAUAACACAGGAUCGAUGGUGGGCUGUGCCAGGCAGGGUGACCGGGAGCUUUAUCGGUACAAAGAGCUCCGAGGGCAGCCGCUUUCUCAAGGAGUUGGUGCAGUGCAAAGCUAAAGCUCUGUCGAUGCUGUUGGCAGAGGCAGAAUGUCGGCAGAUUCGUGCCCAAGACAGCGGGGUCGUUACUGUUAUUACUGUUAUUUUUUAAAGAGACCUUUGAGAAGCUGAUGGAAUUUAAUGUGGUGACCUAUUAAAAGAGGAAUACAAGCUACUUUGUUUGAGCUGUUACAAACCUCAGACACUUAAUUUGCUGUUAAAAGUCUCCAAGUAGUCUCGCUGUAUAUUGUUUCCAACAGUAACCACCAUAUAUUUGGAAGCAGCUGAAGGCACUCAGCUAGAUUGCAUUGCAGUUCUUCUCAUCCAAAUGCAGGGUCUGACUCUCUCAACACCCACCUCUGAGACGUUUUCUUCUUCCCAGGUUCUCUCCAAGUUCAGUAGCAGCUUUCAUGGGAACUAGACUCGCUUCUUUUACCUAUAGUUACUGAACUGUCAAACCUCAUUGUUUUUUGCACUGAUGAUUUUUAGAAUGGAAACCUGUUACCAUCUCAUGUAGCUACACCGGUGUUUGUAGUGCAUGACAAUGAAAUAUUGCUAAGCCAGGGUGUGCGUGUAUAUCUAUAUGCACACACACACAUAUAUAUAUAUAUGUAUAUAUUUAAAAAAAACAAUCUGUGCAGAAGUUUUUCCAGCAGUAAGGAGACUAUAAGGAAGUGUGCCAGCAAUGUCAGGCAACCUUAAGAAAAGGCCAUAUCUUAAUUUUCCCGGUGUGUUUCUCAGUGGACGUGCCUGAGGCGAUGGUUUUGUGCUGCUGGAGCGGGCGGGUGGGGUGCGUGGCUGAGGGCAGCUGGCACCCGGUGCCACCGAGACAGGGACAGAGAACAGUGCCUAGAGCCAGGGCUUGCCAAAAAGCCCCUUAGUCCUGUCCCCCCUGGGGCCAGUGAAGGUUCCCUCCUCGCACACAGCUCCCGGGGCAGAGGGGCACCCACACCAGGGGGUCCCCACAGACUCCAGUUAGCCUCUUCACGUGGAGAUUUUAUAGUCCUACCUGACUAUGUGUAACCCCUGCUUUUCCCCACCACACUUCCCUGUCUUUAUAUCACUUUCUACUUAUGAAGAUCUUAUUUAUAACAGAGAAUUUUUUAGACUGGCUGCUUCAUUUUAUUACCUGUUUCAAUAAGAAGUGCAGGACGGCCGCACUGAGAUACACAGCACUGUGAACACUGCUCUGCUCACUGGCUCUGGGCCACGGUAGGCAAAUCCCAACUCAUCCGACACCCAAGGUCGAUCUCGUGUGUUCGUGGCGCUGGAGGGUCCGAGGGAGGCAGAGGAAGGGCAGUGCUGAUCCAACCCGACUGCCGCCCGCCCAGUGCGUCCCCCACGUCUUGCAGCCCGACUGCAAAAUGUGUAACCGCUUCUCUUUGAUAAUUAUCCAGUUACAGAAUGUACCUGAUGACUUUUGUUACCGAAAACUGACUUCCCUUUUCUGCCGGCUCAGCUUGGCUCUCUCCGAAUGCACAUCCAGAGCUUACUGGGCUCGAAAACAAUGUGAAGUGUCCCAGCUUUUUGCUAGCCGAAUGUUCUAUCAAACAGAUGCCAUCCGAGUAGGAAGCCAAGCCACAAUCCAUCCUGUGAAGUCACCAAACCACAUCACUUAAUCAUUUCUGCAAAUUUGGAUAUGGCCUUUGCAAACAUCACCUUUUCCUCCAAGUCCACAACCAAGGCAUGAUCUGUACAUUUUCCAGUGUUGAUGAGAUGUUCACAUUUUCUUAUGUGUAGAUAGUGUAAAACAGAGGCGAAUGUAAAUGUUCAACAUAAAAAGUGGAUAUAUAAAACUGAAAGUUAUUUAUUUAUGUAGAUGGGGAAAAAAAAAAAUGUCUGGAGGGACUGGAACCUUCAGGGUUUAUUAAUAUUUAAAAAUGUAGCUUUUUGUUUCAGGCAUUAUGUACAAAGCAAUUAUUUUAUGGACCAAGUUUAAUGUAACUGUCAAUGAAUGCAGAAGUGCAAUAUGAUACUCACCUCUCCAUCACUUCAUGUUUUAAGCAGCUACUACCCAGUUAGCCUGACAAUCAUAUAACACCUCCGUCCUCAUCCUUUGUUGAGCUUCUUGAACCUUGCCCGGGUCCUUUCCCUGGCCCCCCCAUCCGCUGCCAUUGUACGGAUCCAACACGGAGAAGCAAUUGUAGAGCAGGACCUUUAUUGCUGCAAUAAUACCAGAGGAGGUGGGUGUAGUUACCAGGAAAAAUGCCAAUAAGUUUUUCUUCACCUUUUCAGUCCAUCCCUGUCUCCAUCGCUCUGUCCUCAGCCGCCCCCAUCUGGCACUCGUCCUUCUGAAGCAAAGAUCAACGUGCUACUCACUCAGAACAAUAGCAAUAGUUUAACUCUGUGUUUAUAACCUGUUUGUUCCGAGCUGUUUUGGGGAGCAAUGCAUGUGACCCGAUGCCUUUCCACAUGUAUGGAAGAGGAUCCGUUGGGAUGCGGUGAGGGGAAAAGAUGAAUGUAUGUUCCAUCCUUACUAAAGGGGCACUGUCAGGUUAAAGACCUAAUUUAUCUUUGUUACCAAUAACUUGUUUGCUUUGAAAUGGAAGAAUAUGAAGUUCCUCGUGCUCCUCCCUCGGCCGUGGUCCGGGCAGCCCCCGGCACAGCCCACGUCCUGUUCUGCACACAGCACAACACAACCUGCACCACACAGGCUGCCUCGGGCUUUGGGGUUGGUUUUUCGUUUCCAUGGGAAUCAAACUCUGCUGCAGAGCUCAGAUUUUUUAUAAAAAAAGCAGCUUUUUCUAUUCCUGCGCUCUCGGGCCAGACUUUCUACCUGACGCUGUCCCUUUAAAGUCUUUUCACGCCCGUCAGAGGAGCCCGUGCGUUCCCUCCGAGCUGUUUCCCUGGGUUUGCUCAGAUCACUCAAGUCAGAUGAGGCGAAAUUCUCACACCAAAAACCGUUUACAGUGUUGGAUCGUGAGCAGUAACGAGCCAAAGGGUCACCAACACCCUCCCACCCGCCCAGCAGCCGCCGUGCUUGCUGUAGCAGCCCCUUCUUCAGGUAUCGCCACUGUUUGCUGCAUUUCCUAUUAGUUCUAGAAGCCUUACGGUCCCCUCCCCUCUGCCUGUUGAUACCCUCGACUGUCAAUUUUAUAUUCUGACGAUGUUAGUUAUAUUUUAUUUAUAAAAAAUGGCUUUAGGGGUACCAGCCCUGCGUGGGGAGCCACCGGAGGGGAUGCCCGACCCUGUGUGUACAGUCACCGUGCCGACGACCCGCUUGUGUGUGGCAAACCUUCUGUACAACUUCCUUCUCCUCCUUGCUGUUAGUGCAUCGUUCCAAUGCCUGGUGUGCUUUGUGUACAGUAUCAUUGUGAGUUACACAGAUUAAAGAAACGGGAAGGCUC
Messenger RNA from Myiozetetes cayanensis, 8110 nucleotides. It is a transcript of the gene PITPNM2, whose product is annotated as phosphatidylinositol transfer protein membrane associated 2. The record is from RefSeq and is a predicted model, not a curated record. Lineage: Eukaryota; Metazoa; Chordata; Aves; Passeriformes; Tyrannidae. Gene Ontology annotation, biological process: phospholipid transport. Gene Ontology annotation, cellular component: cytoplasm. Gene Ontology annotation, molecular function: metal ion binding; phosphatidylcholine binding; phosphatidylinositol transfer activity.